AUGGAUCAACCCCAAUAUGACCUCGCCCCGGCGCCCUAUGGCCGCGCCUGCAUGAACUGCUCACAGUCCAAAUGCAAAUGCAUUCUUCCCAAAGGAGGCGGCCGAUGCCAGAGGUGUCAGCGCUUGAACAAAGAAUGUCGUCCAUCGGCAUUCCAUCGACGACCGAACGGGCGCAAGUCGUCCAAGACAGGACGACUAGAGAGGAAACUCGAUGAUCUGGUGACGUUGCUGCGGGCACAGUCUUCCACGGGCCUCUCGGGGGAUUAUGUCGAGUUGAUUGAGGACUUGCGACGAGAGCCCGAGGCUCAACAGGCCCUUCCUCCCAUUCAAGUCGAUCGCACGGUCUCGUCGGUGGAGAGAGUCAUUGACUGUGGGUUUCUGGCUCCGACGGCGCAGCGAACGGUCCCGGAUGCUCAGGAUGAGGUGAAUGCUCGCGGGCAGGCCUCGUCUGAACCGACCCCAUCGCAGGCUGAAGAGUGUCUGAGUGUGUUUGUCACUCAUAAACUACCUUACUUGCCCUUCGUGUAUCUUCCGCCGGGGACGACGGCACAGCGUCUUCGCAGCGAGCGGCCGUUCCUAUGGCUGUGUAUUAUGGCGGUCGCGUCCAAAAGCCCGAGUCAGCGCCAUGCUCUGUGUGAUAGGAUCCGGGAUAUUGUGGCCCAGCGCAUGGUGCACGAUGUUGCUGGUCGCGAUGUCGAUUUCUUACUCGGUCUCCUGGUGUAUAUGGCAUGGUCCAACCAGCAAAUCUUCAAAAAGCUCAACUUGACCGUGUACAACCAGUUCGCCAAGGCCGUUGUCUUUGACCUCAUGCUCAACAAGCCUCCCGAGGGUGAUGGGUCGUCGCUAAUGUGUCUGUUGCAGACGCAGCCCGACGAGAAUCCCACUCCACCGGUCCGAACAAUGGAAGAGCGACGUGCCGUUCUGGGAUGCUUCCUUCUGACCUCCAUCAUCUCCCUGUUCCUGCAGAAAUGCGACACCCUUCGCUGGACCACCCACAUGGACGACUGUCUCCAAUACCUCAGCGAGCACCCCGAGUGCCUCAACGACGAAGUCCUCGCCCAGCAGGUUCGCUUCCAGCUCGUCAACGAGAAACUCAACACCUCCGACUGGCAUCGAGGCCUCACAGCCACCCACGAGCCCUUGAAAGCCCCUACAACCGUAUACCUGCACGCCAUCAACGCGCCAUUCGAGCGAACCCAAAGCAAACUCGCCCCUCACUCCCAACGCUCCCGAAUCCUCCACCUCCACCACAACAACACCAUCCUCACCCUGCACGAACCCUCCCUCCUCAAACCCGCCCUCCCGACCCCCCACGCCCUCAACUUCCAACAACUCGAAAGCCUCCACACCUGCCUCGAAGCCGUCCACUCCUGGAUGGGCAUCUUCCUCGCCAUCCCCCCCGCCGAAUACGCCAGUUUCCCCUUCCCGGUGUUCGCCCAACUCGCUCGCAACCUCGCCGCUCUCUACAAGCUCUCGACCCUCGAGGAUCCCGCCUGGGAUCGGGCUCACGUUCGACGAACCACGGAUAUCAUGACGGUUAUGGAUCGGUUGAUUGGGAAUUUGGGGCAGGCGGCGGCGUUGGCGAAGUUGGAGAGUGGGGAGGGGGAGGGGGAGGGAGAGGGAGAGGGAGAGGAUGUGUUUUUUUAUUCGAUUGGGAAGUAUGAGUCGGUGAGGAUGAGUUGGGGGGCGAGGUUUGAUGUGAAUACUACUGGUGGUGGUGGAGGUGGUGGUGGGUUGGAGAUGGAGCAGGGUAUGCAGCAGGAUAUGUCCGGCCAUGAACUGGGUAUGGCGAUGGGAUUUGAUGAUUGUUUAUCGGAGUUUUUGAAUUCUAUGAUGCAGUAGGUAGAUACUAUAAUGUAUUGUGGUGGAUACUUUAGUUUGUUUUGAU
Messenger RNA from Aspergillus ibericus CBS 121593, 1888 nucleotides. RefSeq names its product Zn(II)2Cys6 transcription factor. The transcript is spliced from 5 exons. The coding region runs from base 1 to 1842 and encodes 613 amino acids. Lineage: Eukaryota; Fungi; Ascomycota; Eurotiomycetes; Eurotiales; Aspergillaceae. The record is from RefSeq and is a predicted model, not a curated record. Gene Ontology annotation, cellular component: nucleus. Gene Ontology annotation, molecular function: zinc ion binding; DNA-binding transcription factor activity, RNA polymerase II-specific; transcription cis-regulatory region binding. Gene Ontology annotation, biological process: regulation of DNA-templated transcription.